This is a messenger RNA of Closterium sp. Naga37s-1, 1959 nucleotides long. NCBI's taxonomy places the organism in Eukaryota, Viridiplantae, Streptophyta, Zygnematophyceae, Desmidiales, Closteriaceae. The record is from the annotation of a GenBank genome assembly.
AUGGCGAAGGCUGGGAUGCGCGUGCUCGUGCUGGCAGCGCUGGCAGUGGGGCUGCUGGCGGCGGCAGUGAGUGGAGCGCGGGACGCCAUGAAGGUAGCCAGGGGCCUGGUCCCAGAGGAGGGUGGGGACGGUGCUGCGCCUGGCGGGGUGGGCGCGGGGCAGCAGAGGAAGGGCGCGCGCAUUCUGGCGGCUGAGACCUUCGCUCACCACGCCCCUCUGCCCGACUACCUCGACCACAUCCCCCGCCGCCAGGCCCUCGCCACCAGUACGCAACACAACGCUGCUCCCUCCUCUCCCUCUCGUCGCUGCCUUGCUUCCUUAGCUCUGCUGAUCCUUUCUUAUCACAGCCCGUUCCUGCUCUCCUUACCUCUCAUUUCUCUGCUCCCCUUACCUCUCACUUCUCUCUGCUCCCCUUACCUCGCAUUUCUCUGCUCCCCUUACCUCUCACUUCUCUCUGCUCCCCUUACCUCUCCUUUCAUUUUUCUGCUCACCUUGCUCCUCUUGGCCCUUGAUUCUCUGCUCCCUUUACCCCUCAUUUCUCUGCUCCCUUUACCCCUCAUUUCUCUGCUCUCUUUACCCCUCAUUUCUCUGCUCCCUUUUCCCCUCAUUUCUCUUCUCCCUUUUCCCCUCAUUUCUCUGCUCCCUUUACCCCUCAUUUCUCUGCUCCCUUUAUCCCUCAUUUCUCUGCUCCCUUUACCCCUCAUUUCUCUGCUCCCUUUACCCCUCAUUAUUCUGCUCCCUUUACCCCUCAUUUCUCUGCUCCCUUUAUCCCUCAUUUCUCUGCUCCCUUUACCCCUCAUUUCUCUACUCCCUUUUCCCCUCAUUUCUCUGCUCCCCUUUCCCCUCAUUUCUCUGCUCCCUUUACCCCUCAUUUCUCUGCUCCCUUUUCCCCUCAUUUCUCUUCUCCCUUUUCCCCUCAUUUCUCUGCUCCCUUUACCCCUCAUUUCUCUGCUCCCUCUAUCCCUCAUUUCUCUGCUCCCUUUACCCCUCAUUUCUCUGCUCCCUUUACCCCUCAUUAUUCUGCUGCCUUUACCCCUCAUUUCUCUGCUCCCUUUAUCCCUCAUUUCUCUGCUCCCUUUUGCCCCUCAUUUCUCUACUCCCUUUUCCCCUCAUUUCUCUGCUCCCCUUUCCCCUCAUUUCUCUGCUCCCUUUACCCCUCAUUUCUCUGCUCCCUUUUCCCCUCAUUUCUCUUCUCCCUUUUCCCCUCAUUUCUCUGCUCCCUUUUACCCUCAUUUCUCUGCUCCCUUUUCCCCUCAUUUCUCUGCUCCCUUUACCCCUCAUUUCUCUGCUCCCUUUAUCCCUCAUUUCUCUGCUCCCUUUAUCCCUCAUUUCUCUGCUCCCUUUCCCCCUCAUUUCUCUGCUCCCUUUCCCCCUCAUUUCUCUGCUCCCUUCACCUCUGAUUUCUCUCAUGUGGGCGCACGACGCAUGCGGCCGCACAACAGUGACGAUCCGCUCGCAGUACCUGGGGCCGUACGACCUGCACUCACUUCUGCCCCUCCCUCCCCUUAUCUCCCUCCCCCUUUUCCCCUGCACCUCCCAGCAUGCGGGCGCACGACAGUGACGAUCCGGUCGCAGUACCUGGGGCCGUACGACCUGCACAACGACAUCUACAACAUGACAUUCUACAACGGCUGCGCCUACAACGUCACCAGCCCGUUGCGCGUGUGGCAGUGCUUCAACUUCUACAACAUAUGGGAGGGCGUCCUCGACAAUCCCGCGCCCAACCCCACGCAGUACCAGACAGGCGACAUUUUCGUGCAGACGCUGCCGGGGUACUGUGAGAUGCGCAUGAACCGCGGUGCUAACGGCAAGUUGCAGAUGCUCCCCGGGGAGACGGUGAACAUUGUGUAUGCGCACACGUGGGACUUCCGGCCCUGCGUGCAGGAGCUGCGCUUCGGCAACGGCAACAGCUACUCAAUGACCAACACCACCGAGUGCCAGCUCGCCAAGGUCAUCUAG